CAGAGGACUGUUCUGUUUUUGCGUCACUACUAAGCCGCGACCUCUUUCUGCUGUGAUUCACUCUUAACUCACAGCUUAGCAAAGACCGGCGUGUGGGCCAGUCUCGAGGCCCCAACUCAUAAACAAAUGGACAUGCUGGGAAACACUUAAAUGAGGGUUACAUUUCCGGCCUAACUAAUCAGUGUACCAUGAAAUGCAACUCAAUGACGACUGCUCAUCGCAAGAUGGAUUCAGGCAAAGGAGUUCACUCCUGGUUAGAAAAUGUUAAAGCAAAUGACCAAAAAUCAUGUACAUUUCUAAAUAAUUGUCUCCCCCCUUCUCGCACACAUCCAUCCUUCUGUUCUACCGCCACCCACUCCUCAUGUCAGGCCGACGGUAAACGCACAUAGCAGCCAUGGGUGGUGGAGGGAGGUGCAUCUAUAAUCUGCCCGGGGGGACUGGCCCCUGUAUAAGAAGCCCUGAGUGCCUCUUCUCUCUCAUAGCCAGCGUAGAGACAGACUCAUCUCCCUGAGACUACAGGGCUGCGCCACACUCACGCACCACCACAGCAGCUGAUUGACAGAGGCAACCUUCCCGGAGGUGUUUGUUAAGUCGCCUACCUGCACACGAGACGGUCACUCCUCAACAUGAAUUUGGAGGCCCCCAAAGCAGAAAUAAAGUCUGCCACGAGGGUGUCCGGGGGCCCGGCCACACCACGCAAGGGGCCCCCCAAGUUCAAGCAGAGGCAGACUCGGCAAUUCAAGAGCAAGCCUCCGAAGAAGGGAAUCCAGGGCUUCGGAGAUGACAUCCCCGGCAUGGAGGGAUUGGGCACAGAUAUCACGGUCAUCUGCCCCUGGGAGGCCUUUAACCACCUGGAGCUGAAUGAGCUGGCCAAGUAUGGAAUCAUCUGAGACUCGUUUUACCCCCACUUUCCCUUUUGGAUUCAA
This is a messenger RNA of Gadus chalcogrammus (walleye pollock), 926 nucleotides long. RefSeq names its product phosphodiesterase 6G, cGMP-specific, rod, gamma, paralog b (gene pde6gb). The coding region runs from base 627 to 890 and encodes 87 amino acids. The transcript has 4 exons. The record is from RefSeq and is a predicted model, not a curated record. NCBI's taxonomy places the organism in Eukaryota, Metazoa, Chordata, Actinopteri, Gadiformes, Gadidae. Gene Ontology annotation, molecular function: cGMP binding; 3',5'-cyclic-nucleotide phosphodiesterase activity. Gene Ontology annotation, biological process: positive regulation of epidermal growth factor receptor signaling pathway; visual perception; positive regulation of G protein-coupled receptor signaling pathway. Gene Ontology annotation, cellular component: photoreceptor outer segment membrane.